Molecule: messenger RNA, 1152 nt
Organism: Symbiodinium necroappetens
Lineage: Eukaryota; Dinophyceae; Suessiales; Symbiodiniaceae
Source: the annotation of a GenBank genome assembly
AUGCAGCGACACUCGGCAGAGGCGUCAGGCGAGCUCGUCCUUCCACCCGCCAAAGCGUUGAAGGACGAGCCAGUUCUUCAGGAGGUGCACAUCGUCCACUUCAACGAUGUCUACAACCUCCAGCCGCAACACAAGGAGGAGCCGGUGGGCGGAGCCGCCCGUUUCAUGACCAUCCUCCGAGAGUUGAAGGCAGAGUUGGCGCCCCAGAAGGUGCUGGUCUGCAUGUCCGGUGACUUCGUGGGGCCUUCGCUGACUUCAUCUUUCAGCAAGGGUGCGCACAUCAUCGAUGCCAUGAAUGCAGUCGGGGUGGACUACGCGACUUUCGGGAAUCAUGAGUUUGACUACGGCUACCAAUCCCUCGUCAACCGACUUCAAGGCUACGAUGACGACGCGCAGGCAGGCGAGGGCCACGAGGAGGUCGACUAUCCGAAAUCCACGGCCACCUGGCUCAUGACCAAUAUGAGCGAGGGGAAGACCGGUCAUCCGGUGGGCGGUGCGGAGACGAAGCGCUACGACAUCGUGGAGGUCAACGGCGUGAAGGUCGGGCUCAUGGGCCUCUCCGAGGACUGGUUGGCCGGCUGCUCGCAGUUGCGGGAGGGGGAAAUCGUCUACAAGGAUCACAUCGAGACGGGCCGUGAGUAUGCCCGGAAGAUGAAGCUUGAGGGGGCCCAGGUCGUGGUUGCCCUGACACACAACCGCUUCGAUAACGACAGAGUACUGACCGAGGCCGUCCCUGAGAUCGACCUCCUCCUCGGUGGCCACGACCACUUCUACAAACGUGCGGAUAAGAAGCACCGCGUGAUCAAGUCCGGUGAGGAGUGGCGUUGGCUGACACACACAACCCUGCACGUGAUGGGGGAGACAGUGAAGAAGCUGGCCGUCGAGCGCUACGACGUGGACUCGGACGUGGAGUGCGAUCCCGUUCUGCAGGAGCUGGUGGACAAGUACUCGCGGAUUCGGGACAACAAGUUCAAGCAGGUGAUCUGCCAAAUCAAGAGCCCCUUCGAUGCCACCGAGGAGUGCUGCAGAUAUCAGGAAGGUGUGAUGACGAACUGGAUUUGUGACGCCGUGGCAGAAGACUACUCUGUGAAAGAUGGCCUUCAAUCAGCAGAUUUUACCAUGAUCAUGGGCCUCCACUUUGCUGGCAAGAAG